AUGACUGAUUCCGUCAUUCAGAAUUUGCAGUCGAGAGAUCCGUUUGCUGAGGAUGAGAGUAUUAUCAGAGGUGGGGCCGGCCAGGAUGGUUACAUUCACAUCAGAAUUCAACAACGUAACGGCCGAAAGACAUUGACAACUGUUCAAGGAGUGUCGUCUGAGUUUGAUUUGAAAAAAAUUGUCAAAGUUGCAAAAAAAGAAUUUGCAUGCAAUGGAACAGUUGUCGAACACCCAGAAUAUGGGGAGGUCAUUCAGCUGCAAGGUGACCAAAGACAAAAUAUAAGCAAAUUCCUAAAACAAGUGGGACUCGCUCGUGAUGAUCAGAUCAAAGUCCAUGGUUUCUAA
Helobdella robusta is the source of this 345-nucleotide messenger RNA. RefSeq lists its product as hypothetical. Gene Ontology annotation, biological process: translational initiation. The record is from RefSeq and is a predicted model, not a curated record. Gene Ontology annotation, molecular function: translation initiation factor activity; ribosomal small subunit binding; RNA binding. NCBI's taxonomy places the organism in Eukaryota, Metazoa, Annelida, Clitellata, Rhynchobdellida, Glossiphoniidae. Bases 1 to 345 code for a protein of 114 amino acids. Gene Ontology annotation, cellular component: eukaryotic 43S preinitiation complex. The transcript is spliced from 4 exons.